Messenger RNA from Chaetomium fimeti, 1217 nucleotides. RefSeq lists its product as uncharacterized. The coding region runs from base 219 to 1001 and encodes 260 amino acids. Lineage: Eukaryota; Fungi; Ascomycota; Sordariomycetes; Sordariales; Chaetomiaceae. The transcript has a single exon. The record is from RefSeq and is a predicted model, not a curated record.
CUUGGGACCCGAGGCCAGUCAGGACAAAAGCGGCCACAGGAGGCAACGGAAUGCAACAGCCCCGUACCGUCCGCGUGUACUGUGUAAGGUCAUCCAUGGAAGGUAACAAAGCGCACUCACUGGCACUCCAACGCCGAGGCCCCCCCCCCUGCCAGACGCCCUCGAGACGCUGGCAGCUGUUCCCGUCUCAGCCGACCGACGCCAACGUGAUGUGAUUGAUGGUGGGGGAGGCGGGGGGCCCAGGCCUGGUGAGAGCUGGUAAUUACCGUAUUGUAGCAAAACCCCAACCAUCCAUUCUUACCCGAUCGCUCACUCCGCUUCCCCGUCAUCUCAGCCAUCAAUUAUCAUGCCCAAGCGACAUGAGCUGGGUCUCCCUGCGUUGCGGGACCACAAUCAAACGAAAAUGGCGGGCAGAUGUUGGGGCCCCUCAGAUUAAGUGCCGUUGCCCGACGUCUUUGGGCGUUUGCACCUCACCGUCUUCUGACCAGUCCUGCUCCGCUGCAUCAGGUUGCUUGGGCUUCGCUUCACAGCGACUUACAUGGUUGCAGUUCGGAACGUGCCACUUGCCAACCUGCAAAUCUUGGUCAAGGCUGCAUCCUGUCGGAUUGGAUGCUCGCCGUGCGUUGGUCGGGAAGGGGGGACUCCAGCGGCGCCGGGAUGCAGCGGGUAGGCAUUUUUGCGCCUUUGUGUCUGAGAGCAACCCGGACGAGAAUGGUAAUGGGUGCUGCUGCUGUGAGGUGGCGCCCCAGGCACGGCGGUUCCGUGGCUGCGACGUCUGGAAUGGACGGCCAAGCGCCGUAUAUAGGCUAGGAGUAGUUAAGGAAUGCCUGCUUCCGACGCCCACGGGUUCCCCCCCCGUGUCUGCGGCGCAUCAACCCAAAACCCGGCCGUCAUCAUGCUGUGUUUUGUUGGAGCCGGUAUUCCGUAACCUGUUAUGCGCCAGUUGUCGGCCUGGCUCCCUGGAACAGCGUGGGACACAAGCGACGAAUGUGGGCUGCUGACACUGAAAAGACAAGGGGCUUGACAAGUUGAGGAAUCGAGCAAUAAAUUGGAAUGGCGCCACAACCCGGCAGGCGUCGGACUUUUGAGCCGUUUUGUGUGCAUCUUCCGGGUGUUCCGCUGAUUCUUCGCCCGAGGUUGUCGAUGUUUGAACGAGGGCGAGUGAAAUAAAAAGUAAGACAAUUAGUACAGUAAGUAUGUACGAUGGAAGUACGCCU